This is a messenger RNA of Scleropages formosus (Asian bonytongue), 1847 nucleotides long. It is a transcript of the gene rmi1, whose product is annotated as RMI1, RecQ mediated genome instability 1, homolog (S. cerevisiae). Gene Ontology annotation, biological process: double-strand break repair via homologous recombination; resolution of meiotic recombination intermediates. Gene Ontology annotation, molecular function: nucleotide binding. Gene Ontology annotation, cellular component: RecQ family helicase-topoisomerase III complex; nuclear body. NCBI's taxonomy places the organism in Eukaryota, Metazoa, Chordata, Actinopteri, Osteoglossiformes, Osteoglossidae. The transcript has 2 exons. The coding region runs from base 75 to 1847 and encodes 590 amino acids. The record is from RefSeq and is a predicted model, not a curated record.
GCCUUGUAAAAGAGUGGAGAACCGGGCAACAUGUAAUAUGAGCAUGUAGAAAGUGUACAUACAGCGAAGACAAGAUGGACCCCUUGCGUAUGUCACAAGCAGCUCAGUCAUGGCUCACAUCUACCUGGCACAUCCAGGUGCCCUUGCCCUGGCUGGAGGCCUGUGUGCAGUGGAUCCAGGAUGAAAACAGAAGUACUCAUAUGACACAGGUCCAAGUGAACCAGCAGGUCUUUGAGCAGUGGCUGCUCUGUGACCUCCGCGAUCUUUCCCACCCUGUCUUGCCUCCCGGCGCCUCGGAGGCUUUGAAGACAGAGGUGAGUGGUUUUUAUUGCCUUCAGAUGGAUUCUGUGGUGGACAUCAGCCAGCCAGCCUACAGCCAGCUUCAGCAAUGGAGGAGGAAAGAUUGCUCCAAUGACAGUGUGUCAGCUGUCACACAGGCCACCCAGAGGCCCUGGGAAGUUAAGCCAAUGCGCAUGCUCAUGCUGCAGCUGACUGAUGGAGUGCACAACCUGGAAGGAAUGGAAUAUAAACCGAUCCCAGCCUUAAACACCAGCCUCAGACCUGGCACCAAGAUCCUCCUCCAAGGGACCGUGCCGUGUCGGCUGGGGGUGCUACUGCUCAAGCCAGAGAAUAUUAAGGUACUUGGAGGGGAGGUAGAGAAUUUAGUAGAGCGGAAUUCACAAGGUAAGGUCCUCUGCCGUUUACUUGGCCUACCUGAAGACAUCACUGAAGAAAGUGCAGAACAGCCAGUUGAGUCUCAGGAGAGUGAUGAGGACCUCACCGAUGAGAUUCUACUUGCCAGCUUAGAAGUAGAUGACCAGGUCAUUGUGAGUGUGGAAGCAAGUGCCGAUAGUGGAUAUGUUAGCAGGAGAGAGCCUGACAGUGGUUCUCGCCAAGACCCUUCCAUCCAAAACAAUGGCUCGCACCUCGAAGCCUUUACUGAUAGCCCACAGGUGGUGGAAAUUGUGGAUGAAGACUUUGAUGAUAUUCCUUUUGAGGAGCUGGAAAGUGAGCCUCUUGUUAAUCCCAGCUUUUCAGCAAAUGCAGAGCUGUCUUAUGUCAGCCUUAGCUCCAGCACAGCAUUGUCAAAAUCCAGUUCCAGCAAUGGCAUGGAUCAAGGUUACAAUUUAACCAAAAAUGAUCCAAAAAUCUACAGCAGAGGAGCUGUGCCACUGAUGUCCCCUGGAAGUGCUAAAACUGGCAGAGGCUGGCGACAUCACGUAGCUGCCUCAGAUGAUGUACGUGUAGUCUCAGAGGAGGAAAUGGACUCUGCGGAAUCUGGAACAGCCAACAACAGCUCAGCCUCUGUGAAUGCAUCUAUCACAGUAGAUACGACAUGUCAGCUUCCUGGAACUGGUUCUAGUGAAGUUGUGACAGACUGCGUACCUUGCAGCAAUAUGACGGCCAAGGACUGUGACUUGCGUCCUUUCACUUACCUUUCUGUAUUGCGAGCAGAAAAAACCUCUGCCGUUAGACUGGUGAGAGUGAAAGCGUUCAUAGUUACUCUUCUUGGAAGCCUCUUGAGUAAUACUGGAAACUGGCAGGUGAAGGUCACCAUUUCUGAUGGCUCUGAUUAUCUGGAUGCUGAUCUGUCUGACAGUGUACUUGUUGGCCUUAUUGGCUUUUCAGUCUCAGAAUCAAAAGCUCUGAAGAAAGACCCAGAACAGCGCAAAAAGGUCGCUGUAGGGCUUCAGAAUUGCCAGAAGAAACUAGUGGACAUGUGCUGCCUCAUGACAAUUGAGUACGAUUCUGUCAGCUCAAAGGCGGUUGUCCUCAGUGCAGAAGAGGUCUCUGUGCAGGACUACAGGGACUUGGAGAACCGAGUCAAAAGCAGGCUGCGGUGCUAA